Molecule: messenger RNA, 10759 nt
Organism: Anastrepha obliqua
Lineage: Eukaryota; Metazoa; Arthropoda; Insecta; Diptera; Tephritidae
Gene: Piezo
Product: piezo-type mechanosensitive ion channel component
Exons: 37
Coding region: 563-8317 (2584 amino acids)
Biological process (GO): cellular response to mechanical stimulus; regulation of membrane potential; detection of mechanical stimulus
Cellular component (GO): plasma membrane
Molecular function (GO): monoatomic cation channel activity; mechanosensitive monoatomic ion channel activity
Source: RefSeq, a predicted model, not a curated record
CAGGAAUCCGUGGCGAGUGUUAGUGUACGCUGGUACGCGGUAAAAUCGAAUUAUGUUUUAUAUUUAACAAAAUAAAAAGUGAAAAUUAGGCAAAUCAAAGUGCAAUUAGUGCGCUUUUUGUACUCUGUUGACCCACGUUUCGCAAGGCGACGGCAACCAACAUUGCGUUGCUUACUCAGUGUGGGCGACAGCUGCCAACUUCUUGUGUGCAAUAUCAACAAUCGCAACAGCAGCAGCAAAGCUGUUAACGCAAGUGUUAAUUAAAUAAAUUCAAUGAAUAUCAGAAAUGGUUAAAAAGUCGGUUUUGUGAUCAGCUGCAGUAGCGACAACGAUCUAGUUAAGCUGUAAAGUUGAAGUGACAAUUCUUAAAACAGCACAAAAUUAAGCAAAUAAUCAACAACCAAUUAAAAGUACUCAUCACAAGUUUAACCAAUUAGAGGCAGAGGGAGAUAAGCGGGCCCUAUGUGACCAAUUUCGGCUGGUGAUGCCGCAAAGACAGCAAAAUCAAAAGUCGACGCAGGUAUUUCAACCUCGAUAGUAACACAGUUAAAUCUUCCACAAAAUGGCAGUCAGCUAUGGCUGUCUCGCGGUGCAAUAUGUGGUGGUACCGACGGUGCUGGUGUUGGCCGCACUAUUUCGACCUGCCGGUAUCUCGUUCGUGUACCUGUUAAUGUUUUUUAUAACGCCCUUUAUCCCCAUCGCCAACAGUCGUAAUUUUAAAAGUUCCGUAGGACCGUUUUUCAUCAUACUCAUCGCACUAUGUUCUCUACUACUGUUAUGUCAUGUAGUACUUCAAGUGACAAUAAUUGCAAUGAAGAUCGAGUCGAUCUUCGCUAUGUGUUCAUUUACGCAACAGUUGUUGCGGCACAUCGGCUUCAUUAAUUUGCAAAACCUACAUCCAAUAGCUGCUGCCGAAUGGCAUUCGCCGGAUUUGUUGGUUUUCAUCACCGUGGUGGCUUCGUUUGUAAUUAUAAAAAAACUAAGCCAAACUCCACCACCGAUAACUUUGCAAUUAGAAAUUGGAGAAGCAAUACCAAUUCCCAUGCGACCGACGGAUGACAGUAUAGGUCCCGAUGAUGAAGCUUUCUUCGAUGGAUUAAUAAGAAUAUCACCGCUCUUCUGUCUAGCAAUGCUAUUUGUUAUAUCCAUUUUGCGGCCGUCAGCACCUGCUGGAUUCUAUUUUCUCAUAUUCCUGUUGAGUGGCUCGUACUGGGCCACCUAUAAUUCGCUGCGAAGGGGAUUCUCAGUACUGCUGCGUUUCCUAAUGCUGGUGAUCGCGUUACAUUCGGUUUGUAUCGUCGCAUAUCAAACGCCAUGGGCCCAACAUUAUUUGAGUAGUGAUAAUUUAAUUGCAAGAUUAAUCGGCCUGGAGCCAUUGGUCUUAUCGUCUUGCGAUCGCGAUAUACGCGUCAUGAGCUAUAACCUAAAAUAUAGCUUCGACUCCUUUAUUCUUCCUAUUUUAAUGCUGUUAACAUACUUUGUACUUGCGCUAACCGCUAAGUGCCUAAGCAAUCCACAUGUCACUGCAAAGCCCAAACCCGCCAAGGGCCAAUUAGAAAAUGGUAGUAAAUUAAAUCGACAAAUUUCGCGCGUAACGACACAUUCAUCGCGUAGUAGUAAGAAGGAUGGUUGGUCACGUGCACAACGCCUGACUGUUUCGUUACGUCGUGACCAACGUCCAAAAAGUACUAUCGAACCGACUGAGACGACACCUCUGGUGAAGCGUCUACGCAAAAGUGAUGCCAGAGAGGUUUCAAGCGAUGAAAUUGCACUGGAAACGCGGUUGUCGCCCCAAUCGGCCGAUAUUUUUACCAAUACAAUAUGUGAUCAGAUAUGCUACGGCUUUAUAAGCAUUGGCCAGUUUAUAUAUCAAAAUAGCUACAUUUUCACAAAUAUCUCAAUGAUGACUUGGUCCAUCGUCUAUCACAGUUGGCUGACAUUCGUCCUGUUAUUGUGGGCCAACAUACUCUGGAUGAUUCCCAAUCAGCGUAAAGCCAUGAUGCGUUCCAGCCCCUUUAUCGUGUGUUAUGCUGAGUUACUACUGAUAGCCCAAUACAUUUAUGGCAUGAACCUGAAAAACAACGAAUUACCCUCCAAAGUUGACACCGCUGGCAUCAAUUUACAGCAAAUCGGCCUCGAGCGUCCACAAGACCAUGGUACACAUCCGUGUGUUUCACUAAUUGUGAAGACUCUUUUUCUACUUAUGUUUUGGGUUACAUCAAGACAGUUUUUCCAAGAGAAAUCUGAGGAAAAGCGUAAUAAGCAUAGAACACCGCUCGCAAUGGCACUCGAAACUAUCGAUUCAGAAACCUCCGUUGAAUCGGCACGCAAACAUACAUCGAAAUUUCUUAAGAAAAUCGGUGAUAUCGUCAAAAAUCUCUUGGUCCGCUUAUGGAUUUGGAUGUUAGUUUUGGUGAUCUUCUUGUGCGCUAUGACUGGCAAAUUUAUGACCGGCUUUCGCAUAUGCUACAUGGCGCUAUUUCUCUUCUUCUUACUCGUCUUCCAAUCAUCAUCGAAGGUGUGGGUUAAGGUGAUGUAUGGCUUUUGGUUAUUCAUCAUCUUCUACGCCAUGUCCAUGCUGAUUCUUAUUUAUACCUAUCAAUUCGACAAAUUCGAUCAAUAUUGGUAUGAGUAUUUGAAUAUAUCACAAACGCUACAAAACGACAUCGGACUGGAGCGUUACAAAACCAAAGACCUUUUCCUGCAUCUGGUCUCACCAACACUAAUCGUUGUACUAACAGUCAUUCAAGUGCAUUAUUUUCAUCGUCGUUUCAUAGAAUCGCUACAAGAGCGUGAAGUAACUGCUGAGUCACAUGAAGAAAGAGAUAGCCAAAACCAAGUUGAUGAUAGAAAGGAAUCUAAAUCCGACGGAAUUAGUAAUGAUGCUACGAAAUUGUUGGUUUCAUCCCUAAAACGUUUACGCAAUAUUACCAGGCAUUAUUUUAUAGUUUCCAAGAAAUUGUUCUGGCGCUUCUUGGAAUUACACAUUAUUAAAGCCGUUUAUGUGACAGCCUUUGUGUGUGCCGUUAGUCAGGUCUGUGUUAUCCACGUCAUAUUCGUAGCGCUGUGCGUUCUGGGUUGCAUAACACGAAGCUCUAUACAAAUAUUUAUCAGCCGCAUCAUCUCAUUCGUUGUGUCGAUUAUAAUAUUAGCAAAAAUGAUCUAUCAAAUUGGUUAUAUUUCACAUGAGGAUUACGACGUAAAAUGCGAGAACGAAAACGUCACUCACGGCAAUAGCGCGGUGUGGUUCGGUCUGCAGAAAGCCGAUGAAACUACAAAUGGUCUGAUUGGUCUUAUAAAAAUGUAUAUUAUUUACAUGAUCGUUGUGACGCUGCAUGCUGUCGUCAGUUUAAGGCAAUUUCAAAUGCGCGCUAUCUACGGGCACACAGGAAAGGGUCAAGCCAAAGUACUCUUCCCUAGUACGAAUCGUGCCAAGGCCGAAACAAACCUCAAAUCAAUGAUACAAUAUCUCUUUAACUAUGGCUUUUACAAGUUUGGCCAAGAAAUCUCAUUGAUAAUGUUAGUCACCACAAUAGCCUUCCGGCAGGAUAUUGUAGCAUUUUGUUAUGUUAUUUGGUUAGCCGUGCUGUUGAUGUUCAGUCGGAAGAGACGUAGCUCAGUAUGGGGCAUAUUUCAGAUGUUCAUUGCAUUGAGCAUAUUUGUACAAUAUUUGGUGUUGCUCGGAUUACCGCCAAGCCUCUGUCUGGAAUAUCCUUGGCACAAUUCUCGGUUCUCAACACCCAUCCAAGGAUGGCUGCUAUUACCUGGUAAUCUGCACUACGAUCACACGAUAAAAUUGAUUUUCGAUUUCAUUCUAUUGUUGAUGGUAACGUGUCAAAAGCGUGUUUACAAUAUCGAAGAAAGUUCCGGUGACAGUUAUGCUGGUGGCUCGAAUCGAAAUGUGGUCAAAGACAUUGAGAAUUUGGGUCGUGUGCCGUUUGAUAAUCCCACAAAUGACUUCCUAUCGCAUGUACGUAACUAUUUGGAUAUUUUCAUGUAUGCCAUACUGUGUGGUUUCUUUUGGAUUACACUGGCCACUGUCUUUUUGGCUGGCACGAAUAUGCGUGAUUUUCUCACUUUGGGUUAUCUAAUUGGAGCUUUCAUAUUCUUGUGGGAGGGUUCCGAUUUCUAUCUACGUCCCAUACGUCAAAUAGUCAACCGUUGGCGAUGGUUACUCGCUUAUAAUGUUUUCAAUAUAGUUGUGAAAACUUGUCUCGAAAUGAUGGGUUGUCUAUUCUUGGAAGAUCUGACAAAGCAUUGCUGCUGGCUUGUACACUUGCUAGGCAUUGGCUGCUACUUCCGGACUCAGAUAAGCGAAGAUGAAGCACUAAAAGACAGCGAAGGUGGUGAAUGCCCGGAGGUGAAUAAAUCAACAAUUCUAAUGUGGGAUACGAUAUGCUUCGCAUUUCUGAUACUACAAAUGCGUAUAUUCAAAUCUCAUUACUUCUGCCACAUGAUCAUCGACACGAAAGCGAAUAGUAUAUUGGCGACGAGAGGCGCUGAUAUUAUUGAGGACUUACGUCAGAAACAAAUCGAACAUCGACAACAACACGAAAAUGAAAUUUUGGUCAAGAUCAAACGUAAGAUGGAGCGUAUACGUGCAACACAACAAAAGAUGCUUAAACCGAUUGAUAAGCCCACACAUUUCGAUGAACAUGGUGCUCCAAGCAAACCGCACAAACGGAAAGAGAUUAAGUUACACGGACCUGAUGCGCCCGAUGCGCCUGUAGGUCCUGUUGUCGUUGAACAAUUAAGGCUGCCACAUAAAAAAGCUGUGCGAGCUGGCGACUACUACAUGUUCGAGGAUGUGGAUGAUAAAUUUGAACUGGACGUAAUCGAUGAUGAGCAAGAUUUCCUGUCAGAGCAGGAAAGUGAAAAGAAACUGCAACGCCGUAAGACGGUUAUAAACACUGACACAAAACGCAAAACAGAAUCAGAGGCAUCCACUAGCAAAGAAGCGAAAGAAGCAUCAGAAAUGGAGGAAAAGAAGAAGAAGAGUGAUGUUGUCGACUCUGAGGAAUCUGAAGAUGAUUUGGAAGCCAACCCCAUCAUUCGCCUACUGGAAGGUUUCCUCGUGUCUUUAACAAUUGGUUUACAUCGUUUAUCACGCAAUUAUCGUUACGUCAACAAGAUUAUGUCCAAUGAAAAGCGUUUGCUGAAGGAAACACAUGCCGUCAAUUUGCUUAUUCGCCCAUCAGCAAGCACAGUGUUUGUCAAUAUAAAGGGUUUGUCGCCCAGUGAUGAAAAUGCAGAUACUGCUGGCUCGAUUGGGUCGGCUUCGAUUGAUAUACAAAACGAAACGAAUACACGACCAUUGCCACAUAGUAUUACGAAUGUUACCGAUUUAAAUACCAUCACCUCCGACACCCCACUACCAUCACCGUCACCGCCACUCAUAACCGAUACACAACAACCACAACAACAACAGCAAACAGAGGAUCCACAUGCCAUUAUUGAAAUGUCAGUGGAUACCGUCGACAAGCGAAAUGAUAGACAUAAUAAUGAGGAUGAUGCAAAUACAUCAAUGCAAAGAUCCCACAGCCUCGUCAUGCUUGAAGAGGACUUCACAGCACGUGAGCAUCACAUCAUCAUCGAGUUUCUCAUUUCACUUUGGUAUGCCCUGCUCUCGAACACAGACAUCAUUUGCUAUCUAGUCGUUUUCAUUAAUCAGGUUGUAAAUGCCAGCAUAAUUUCUUUGCCUUUGCCCCUAAUGGUAUUCCUUUGGGGCACACUGUCAUUGCCGCGUCCAACAAAAACAUUCUGGGUUACCCUAAUCGCGUAUACACAGGCGAUUGUCCUGAUAAAAUGCAUAUUCCAGUACAAAUUGAUUUGGGCUAAUUAUAUUAAUCUACCAAAUGAACCAUUAGCGCCGGCGAAAAUAUUUGGCGUCGAAUUGAAUCCAAACUAUGCCAGCUAUGAUGUGCUGUUACUGUUGGUGUUAUUCUUUCACAGAUUCAUAUUGAAAUCACACGGGCUAUGGAAGUCGGAAUAUAAAUUCCCACGCGGCACAAUAUCAGUCGAAACGACACCUGAGCAAGGGAGUGGUAACGAAUUGAAAGAAAAAAUGGAAGGAAUUGAUAACGGUGAAAAUACCGCAGAAGAUUUGCGCGGAGACGACUCUGAAGGCAACAUAGUAAGGGACUCGGAUGGUAACAGAGUGGUAGACUCUAAUGGCGACAUGGUAGGAAACUCUGAUGGCAACAGAGUAAGAGACUCCGAUAACAAUAGAGUAGGAGAAACUGAUGGCGUUCGAAGAAGAAGUCCCAGAGGCAGUCGUGGUGAAAAUAACGAUAAUGACUCCAUUAAUAAAAGAGAGAGUGGAACUGAAAAUAGAAAAGAAGGUGGCGCUGAACAAGAGGUUGAUGCACAAUUGAUUACAAAUACUGCGUUAGAAAAUGUAGAUGGAAGAAGUCAAGCGAGCGAUAUAAGCUCAAUUACAUAUAAGCGCCGUCUCAAACGUUUAAGGCGUGCCAAGUACCUCUCAUCAGUUCGAAAAUUCUUCACGAAUUUAUUGUCAAAAUCACGGCUGCCAGCGGAUGUUUACGCGCUGAUGUUCCUUUGCGAUUUCGUGAACUUUUUCGUGUUGCUUUUCGGAUUUACAGCUUUUGGCUCGCAACAAUCUGACAGCGCCGGUGGCGUACAAACAUAUUUGGAGGAGAAUAAAGUGCCGAUACCGUUCCUGAUCAUGUUGUUGGUGCAAUUCAUAUUGAUUGUGGUCGAUCGUGCUUUGUACCUGCGAAAGGCGCUUUUGAAUAAGAUCAUUUUCCAUUUCCUCUCUGUUAUUGGUAUACACAUUUGGAUGUUCUUCAUUGUGCCGGCGGUAACAGAGCGCAGUUUCUAUUCAUUGGCGCCGCCAAUUAUAUUUUACAUCAUCAAAUGUUUCUACAUACUCUUAUCGUCAUAUCAAAUAAAAUGCGGCUAUCCCAAACGGAUUUUGGGCAACUUUUUAACAAAGAGUUUCUCUCUACUCAACAUGGUGUCCUUCAAAGUUUAUAUGGCCAUACCAUUCUUGUACGAACUGCGCACAAUACUCGACUGGGUGUGCACGGAUAGCACAAUGACACUCUUCGAUUGGCUUAAAAUGGAAGAUAUAUUUGCGGAUAUUUAUUUCAUUAAAUGUAGUCGUCAAAUGGAAACCGAUUUUCCGGCCAUACGUGCCACAAAAAAACCAAUACUAACCAAACUGCUAAUGGGUGGCUUAUUCAUUAUUGCAAUUGUGAUUGCGCUCUGGGGUCCCUUGUGUAUAUUUGCACUGGGAAAUGCUGUCGGUCAAUCGAAUACACCCUUACAAGUGAGCAUUUCUAUACGUAUCGGUUCGUAUGCGCCCAUCUAUCAAACGAACACACGUGAUAAUAUUAUCGCCUUCGAUGAGACAAUGUACGGCGAUAUGCGAGGUGCUUACGUUAAAGACAGAGCGGCGAUUACCUUCCUAAGCAGCUAUGAUGCUACUGAUAUUGCAGCUAUAAAGCUGCCAGGCAACUCGCCAUCACUAUGGAAUAUUUCACCACCUGAUCGCAAUCGUUUGUUGGAAGAGUUAAAAAGUAAUGGUACCAUAGUGGCCAGCUUUGCUUAUUCGAUUACACGCAUUCCGCCUGAUAAAAGCUUAGUGGGCACAGUAUCGAGUGAAAUCAUCUUUAAUAUGAAUGAAACAUUUGUUGGGCGUGAAAGUUUAAUAAAUAUGUUGGAAUCAAAUGGCACUGCUACGUCGAAAGCUGUGGAAUUACCUGAUUUGGUGCCCAAAUUCAUUAAGAUUCUAAAUUCUGGUGAUGUGCAAAUUGUGCACCAACUGAUGCCAAACGGCCAAUCAUAUCGCCCGCUCUCGAUUCGCAUGCGUACUAGCUCCGCUGCGCGCAUCUGGUGGGAAAUUGCGGACUUUUGCGAUGAUGAUUUCCACACGGAAUUCCUGAAGAAGCUACCUUUGGAUAAAUGCAAUUCCGGCAUCGUUUUGUAUACUUUUAAUGAUAAAAAGUUCCCAUCCACAUUUAGUUUUAUUACCAAAGGCGGCAUUCUCGGCGUGUACACAACGUUCGUCAUUGUGGCUUCCCGCUUCUUCAAGUCCUUCAUCGGUGGACAAAAUCGUAAAAUCAUGUUCGAAGAUAUGCCUUAUGUGGAUAGAGUGCUGCAAUUGUGCCUUGAUAUAUAUUUGGUAAGAGAAGCGCUUGAAUUUGCGCUCGAAGAGGAUCUCUUCGCCAAAUUGAUAUUCCUGUAUCGAUCACCGGAGACGAUGAUAAAGUGGACGCGACCUAAAGAGGAAGCGGACGAUGAAACGGACUCGGAGUCGAUGCGCAGUCGUGGCAGCCUACGUGGAAACAGAUAAAAAAACCAACAAAAUUGAAAAACGCACUGAUUUAUUCAUAUAAAAACACAACUCGAAAAUAAUAAGUCUUAAAUUUCCAUAUCUACAUUUCGCUGCACAAUCAAAUAAUGAAUUUUUUUUUUUAAUAUUUGUAGCUAUAAUGCAAACACAUACACACAUAUUAAGACUCUCUUUGUUUAUAUGUUUAUAUAAUAGCAUUACUCUUCAGUAUCAUGUUUCGCGCGCUUACAGGAUGUAUAAUGUUUCGAAAACCUAUUAUCCUAAGAAAAGGUGAAGUUAAUUCCUUAAAAUUUGUUUUUCAUAAAAUAUUUAAAUUAUAUGGAUCGAAGAUUUUCUUAGUUUUGAUGGUAAUUUAGCUUAAACUGUUUCCAGUUAAUGUAAAAAGGCAGUUUCUCUACCCAGUUAUUCUAAAAGUAUAUAGGGACCUAAGUUACUGCUAAAAUAUGUUUAUAUGUAAAUAUGUGCUAGAUGUACCAAUGCUUCUUAGCCGAUCAUUGUCAAUAUUCUUAUUAAAUGGAAUCCCGAAAUCUCGGGAUUGGUACCGUGAUUCAAUUUCCUUUACAGAUCAGAAAAUGUUCACCUCUCAAAUUAUUAUAAAUUCUUUAAAUAAUAUUUUUUUAAGUUUAACGAAAUAUGGUUUAUAUUAUUCUGAGUUAACGUUAAAAAAUAUAAAUGUUUAUGUCAUUCAUAUAUCGACAAAAUCUGGUCAGUUCAUCGCAAGGGUAUAAUAAUACAAAAAUCAAAACUACUUUAAUUAGCACGCGAACUAUCAAGAGCUGUGAAAUGAACUUGCCUAUAAACCAAAUUUGUUUUCUAACUUAAAAUGCUCUUUCGAUAUGCAAGCUUAUAAAAAUUAAGUUGGGGUUUCUGUUAUUAUGUUGUUAUGUUUUGUACGAAAUAAUUCUUAUAUAGAGAAAAAGAAUAUCCUUAUUUCACACACACUUCCUCUGCUAUUUUAAAUUGUCAUGGAAUGCCUUGACAACAGUAUUUUCAUCUUAAAAGACUAUUUGCCUCAAGUUAAAACAGUUCUUAUUUGUUGAGAUAAUUAAGAACCAUUUUUCGUUAACUCAAAACGCAGUUAUAAGAAUAUAAGAUUUUUUAUCUUAUUUCAAUUAGUUUCUUUUUUUACUUUCUUGUUGAUUUCUCGUCCUGAAAUGUGAAACCCAACUUUAGUUGAGAGAGGUGACAUAUAUCAAAAUAUGAAAGGCAUUAGGUGUUUACUCGAGCAAUUCGUAUAUAUACGAACAUUAGGGUGGCUGAGUAAAAAAAAAUUGCUAUUUUUCCACCACAACACUAAAAUUUAUAACAUUUUAAGGAUAGUUCUAAAUAACUAUUUUGUUCUAUCAUGUUGGAAGAACAAUAUCUUUUUUCUAUAAAGAGUGAUGCCACCUAAUGUGUGCGCAUAUGUCCGCACAUGACAGUCAACGUGUGAAAAAUGAACAAUUUUCGAUACGUAUAAUUUACAAUUAUUUUUGUUUCCUUUUUUUAAUUUUCGAUCCAUAUAGUUAUACGAUUUUUAUGCUAAAAUCAUGUUCGGCUUUUAUACUUUUCCGCGGCUCAUUAGCAGCAUAAGUUUUUGUUCAGUUUAUGUGGUUCAACAUUAAGCAUUGACGUAUCACACACACAAACACACUCACACAGUAAAACUCCUUAAAAGAACUGCCGUUAAUUAACGUUGUACACUAUUUUUAUUACAAACAAAAACAACAAAAAGGGGGGCAAAGAUAUAAUUGAAAACGCAACUGAAAAACAAAGAAAUGAAAAGAAAGGGGGACUUUAAUAAUUGUAAGAUAAAAGCAACAAACAUUUUUAAGUUCGAAUGAUUUUUAUGUAAAUUGGCUUUUCAUUUUUGUAGAAACAAUUAUAGUAAAAUAAAAUAAAAAAAAAAACAAAAAAAAUCCCAAUAGUAAAAAACCAACAACUUCUUAAAAUAGUUGUGCAAAAACUACAAUAACAAUGCAGUAAAAUAUAGCAACUUAACUUAAAUGAAUAAUAUUAAUAAUAAUAAAUACCGUUAAGAAGUCAUAUUCAGGGAUAUUUAGCAUUUUAUACUGAAUUUAUGUUUUUAGUUUUCUAAAUGCUUGAUAGAAAUACAAAAUAGUAAAAGCAAGUAUAACAACAGCAAAAACAAUACAUAAAAAUAAUACCAAUGCUAAUAAAUUAAUAUUAAGACGAAGAUAACAAAAAAGUAUGUUUAGCAGAAAAUGUAUAAUAGAAACAGGUACGGAAAACUACAACUAUUCACACUCAGUGCUAUUUUGUUUUUUUUUUUUUUGGUAAUUUUUUUAUUUCGAAAAUGCACAUACAGAAUUUAAAACUUUCUAAUGGCACUCCACAAAAAACACAAAAUAUUUUCGUUGCAUAUAAACUUUUUUUCCUAUGGAACUGUAGCAAGCGAUAUUUAUUUUUGUAAUUUACAAUAAAGAUAUAAAGUAAAAUAUC